This is a messenger RNA of Prorocentrum cordatum, 153 nucleotides long. NCBI's taxonomy places the organism in Eukaryota, Dinophyceae, Prorocentrales, Prorocentraceae. The record is from the annotation of a GenBank genome assembly.
GGCAUGGGCAUGGGGCUGUUCUCGCAGGGCACGAAAGCGGAGAGCGGCGUCUGGGAGCGCUGGUCGGGCGAGAAGCGCAGGGCGCAGGCGGCGGGCCCUGGCGACGCGGAGGCUGCCGCGGCGCGCGGGCGCGCGCCGCCGAGUCUGCCCAAG